CUCAACACAUGAGUAUCGGCAAACGCUCGGACUGAUAAGAUCCGGCCGGCUGAGUUGUAGCCGAGUCGUAAGCCAGUAGUCGUGAGCUACUUGGAGCAGGCCAGUCUCGAUCCAAUCGAGGGUACCCCGUUGCUCCCAUUGAUGUUACCACCGCUGAUACCAUACAUCCAAACUACGAGAGAGGGAGUCAGGGAGAUCACUCAAUUGCACAAUCUCACGCUGUUCGAGCCUUAGAGCGACAUGAGAAUACAGUACUGCUAGCAUAAGUGUCUCGUGAAUCACAGAUUGGGCAAGGAAACUCACCACCAAUGAAGAGUAGCAUAUCCAAGCUGGUCGAGUUAAGCUCGACUGUCAGAUCAGGCUUCUUGAGCAGAUACUGGAGAGCUUGCAGCACUGUGCCAUCGCCUUGGAAUUGAAAGUUGCGGUGACGAUAUGGAUGCUCAGCAUUGAAUAUUGCUUCCGCACAGGGUGUGUCAAAGUUAAGCUCCGACAUACUCGGACGGCGAGACAGGUUGUGAAAGAGGUGAAAGUCGUUAUCCAUCAAUGUGAUAUAAGCCAUAGUCCUUGGGUGGUUUCAGAAACUUUGUGUGACUGCCCGCCUGGAACCGGGAACAAACGAACCUUAUACGAGCUUCUUUCAAUAACCAUUUCUGUUCGGUCUCCCUGUCCUCGAAGGAUUGGCAGCUUUCAGGGAGCCGCAAUUCACGAGCAACUUACGCUCGUCAAAAGAAGUCAUAUCUCAAUCACCAGGAUGACUCACUCUGAUGACAUCCUCGAAACGAGUUUCCAUCGUGCUUGUGUUUUUAUUUAUGCUAUCAGUUAUUUGGAGAGAUCUUAUGGCAUCUAUGCCGCAUCAGCUGCGUCGGGUAAUGCUGUACUGAGAAGUGUCAUGGGUGGUUGUCUUCCACUUGCAGGUCCUUCGCUAUAUUCGACAUUGAGAUUGCGCUGAGGAGGCACACUGCUUGGUUUGUUGGAGGUGGCUUGUAU
This is a messenger RNA of Aureobasidium subglaciale EXF-2481, 987 nucleotides long. RefSeq lists its product as uncharacterized. The transcript has a single exon. Bases 437 to 949 code for a protein of 170 amino acids. Lineage: Eukaryota; Fungi; Ascomycota; Dothideomycetes; Dothideales; Saccotheciaceae. The record is from RefSeq and is a predicted model, not a curated record.